UCAGCUGGAUGAAAAAAAGACCAUCUAGAUCAUUUUUUUAGUAACUUCUGAAAUAAGUAAAUGAAUUUUCAUUAAUCUUAGUGAUUAAGUUUAUUAGAUCACUGCAUUUUUGUCAACACAGAAAACCCUUUUUUUUCCUCUCAAACUUUUUCACCAAGUAAGAUCAACCAUUUUAAUCUGACAGCAGUACAUUAUUUUCACUAAAUAAUCAUCUCUUGCAUUAGCUAUCAAUCAAACCAACCAGUUCUUGAAGAUACAAUUAUCAACUUCAAAGCCUCUAAACAACAUAUCUUUCUGGAUAAUAUACUUUUAAGGGUCUGCGGUUUUAUUAAUAAGCGACAGACCCACCAAGCUUCUGCCGUUUUGCUACAAUUGAUCGAAACCAAGAAAACUGAAGGGGGUUAUUAGUUUUUUUAGUUUUUAAGGGGAAAUGGCUAUGUUGAGUGAAGGUGCAACUCAAGUUUUUAUACUUGUAGCUUCUUUGGUUGGUAUUGGUUUUGCUUUGCUUCAAUGGUUAUUGGUGUCCAAAGUGAAAGUUUCUGGUGAUUCUGACAAUGGUUAUGAUGAUAAGCUGAUCGGAGAAGAAGAAGAUGGUAUUGAGAAUCUUGAGGUUAUUCUUAAGUGUGCCGAAAUCCAGAAUGCUAUUUCUGUUGGGGCAACCUCAUUCUUGUUUACUCAGUACAAGUAUCUCAGUAUCUUCAUGGCUGUUUUUGGUGCCAUCAUAUUUCUCUUCCUUGGUUCAGUUAAGGGUUUUAGCACCGAAAAUGAACCUUGCGCAUACAGCAAGGGGAAACUCUGUAAACCAGCUCUGGCCAAUGCAAUCUUUACCACACUCGCUUUCUUGCUUGGCGCUCUCACUUCUGUUUUAUCAGGUUUUCUUGGCAUGAAGAUUGCAACUUAUGCGAACGCUAGGACAACUUUGCAAGCAAGAAAAGGUGUUGGACAAGCCUUCAUCACAGCUUUUAGGUCUGGGGCAGUAAUGGGUUUCCUUGUUGCUGCAAAUGGACUGUUGGUGCUUUAUGUCUCCAUCAGCUUGUUUAAACUCUACUAUGGAGAUGAUUGGGAGGGACUUUAUGAGUCAAUAACUGGUUAUGGUCUUGGAGGUUCAUCAAUGGCCUUAUUUGGCAGAGUUGGAGGAGGUAUUUACACGAAAGCAGCCGAUGUUGGUGCUGACCUUGUCGGAAAAGUUGAACGAAAUAUACCUGAAGACGAUCCCAGGAAUCCAGCUGUCAUUGCUGAUAAUGUGGGUGACAAUGUAGGGGACAUUGCCGGAAUGGGUUCAGACUUGUUCGGAUCAUACGCUGAAUCAUCUUGUGCAGCACUUUUUGUGGCAUCAAUUUCAUCAUUUGGUACUAGCCAUGACUAUACAGCCAUGUCUUAUCCGCUGAUUAUUAGUUCAAUGGGAAUCAUCGUUUGCUUGAUAACUACACUUUUUGCUACUGAUCUAUUUAAAAUCAAGGAUGUAACUGAAAUUGAACCAUCAUUGAAGAGACAACUUCUUAUCUCAACAAUUUUGAUGACUAUUGGGAUUGCCAUUGUCACCAUUCUAGCCUUACCAUCAGAAUUCACUCUCUUCGAUUUUGGGACUGAAAAGCUUGUCAAGAACUGGCAUCUUUUCUUUUGUGUAGCAACUGGCCUGUGGGCCGGACUUGUUAUCGGAUAUAUUACCGAGUACUAUACGAGCAAUGCUUAUAGUCCAGUGCAGGAUGUGGCAGAUUCUUGCAGGACUGGUGCGGCAACAAAUGUUAUUUUCGGGUUAGCUCUAGGAUACAAAUCUGUCAUCAUUCCCAUAUUUGCAAUUGCCAUUGCCAUUUAUGUUAGCUUUAGCAUGGCUGCCAUGUAUGGAAUUGCUAUGGCUGCUUUAGGAAUGCUGAGCACCAUUGCCACUGGGCUUUCAAUUGAUGCUUAUGGGCCUAUAAGCGAUAAUGCUGGUGGUAUUGCCGAAAUGGCAGGAAUGAGUCACAAGAUUCGCGAAAGAACAGAUGCUUUAGAUGCUGCCGGAAACACCACUGCUGCUAUCGGAAAGGGUUUUGCAAUCGGAUCAGCAGCGCUGGUUUCGCUUGCUUUAUUUGGUGCCUUUGUGAGCAGGGCAGGCAUCAAAACAGUUGAUGUCCUAACUCCAAAGGUUUUCAUCGGGCUGAUAGUCGGGGCCAUGCUUCCGUACUGGUUUUCUGCAAUGACAAUGAAGAGCGUAGGAAGUGCAGCGCUCAAAAUGGUCGAAGAGGUUCGUCGGCAGUUCAAUACUAUUCCGGGACUUAUGGAAGGCAGAACCAAGCCGGAUUAUGCCAAUUGUGUCAAAAUCUCAACUGAUGCCUCACUUCGAGAGAUGAUCCCGCCUGGUGCGUUGGUUAUGCUUACUCCGCUCAUUGCAGGAACCUUGUUUGGAGUUGAAACUCUUGCUGGUGUGCUUGCUGGUUCGCUUGUUUCUGGCGUUCAGGUUGCCAUUUCAGCUUCUAAUACAGGAGGUGCAUGGGAUAAUGCCAAGAAAUACAUUGAGGCUGGUAAUUCUGAGCAUGCAAAAUCACUAGGCCCUAAAGGUUCAGACUCUCACAAAGCUGCAGUUAUCGGCGACACAAUUGGAGACCCGCUAAAAGAUACAUCAGGUCCGUCACUGAAUAUCCUGAUCAAGCUCAUGGCGGUUGAGUCAUUGGUAUUUGCUCCAUUCUUUGCUGCUCAUGGAGGUCUACUCUUCAAAUUGCUCUAAACGUGCAAAACAAGUUAUAUAGAGCUCAGGCAAAUGUGGUGUUGCACCUGCCGGUGAAACAAAAUCAUGAAAUCCAAUUUUCAGUCAUAUUUUCGACAUGUAGACUAUUCCUGUCAUGACUCAUGACUAAUUUGCAUCAUUUUUGUUAUUUUUUAGAUCAUUGUGCAUUCGGUUGAA
Mercurialis annua (annual mercury) is the source of this 2881-nucleotide messenger RNA. RefSeq names its product pyrophosphate-energized vacuolar membrane proton pump-like. The record is from RefSeq and is a predicted model, not a curated record. Gene Ontology annotation, biological process: proton transmembrane transport. Lineage: Eukaryota; Viridiplantae; Streptophyta; Magnoliopsida; Malpighiales; Euphorbiaceae. Gene Ontology annotation, molecular function: inorganic diphosphate phosphatase activity; diphosphate hydrolysis-driven proton transmembrane transporter activity. The transcript has 8 exons. Gene Ontology annotation, cellular component: membrane. Bases 431 to 2704 code for a protein of 757 amino acids.